Messenger RNA from Chara braunii, 1435 nucleotides. Lineage: Eukaryota; Viridiplantae; Streptophyta; Charophyceae; Charales; Characeae. The record is from the annotation of a GenBank genome assembly.
GGCCUGAUUGCAUGAGUAAAGGAGUAGAUAGCGGGAUUUAAGUGUUAGCAGUCUGCCCUUGUCUGCCUGAGCUUACUUAAAUCACUGUUUGAUGGUCUAUUGCCUGCUGUGCGUAUCAGGCUACUGUCAGCACCAUGGCAGAAGAAAGCGGCUUCGCCAAGAUCCUGCGUUGGAGGAACGCGUGCCAGAUGAAGGUGUUGUUGUGCGAGGCACUGCAAGAGUCGAUGCCUCUAGACCUCCGUGCUCUGUUGUUCCAAGGAGGAAACUUGUCUGGCUUUCUGUGGGACUUUCAGGACUUUAGCCUUGCGAAGGAGUGGGACAAGAAGGCGAUGUGGUGUAUGUUUCCCUUGUUCGUCUGCGAAAGACUAAGUGAGGAGGUAUAUACCCUAAAGCAGGAGUCGAAAACGUGGGAUGAAUUGGUGCGUUCCUUAAGGCUAAGAUUCCCAGAAGAUGGAAUAGAAGGCCCACGUGGGGAAUGCUCUGUGCCACCGGUUGCGGGCGCACCAUCGCUGGCGAAGUUAAGUGGGUUACAAAGACAAGUAGGGGUAUUGGAGGAGAGGUUAGCACGGCUAGAAGAGGCGAGGAAGGGUAAGCGGAAGGUUUCGGAAGACUCCACAAGUGAGCCGGCUGGCCAGGGUGAAGGAGGAGUAGAAAAGGGUGACCAGGAAUCGCCCUUCUCGAUAGGAACCCCAAGGAGGCAAGCCAGUGUUCAGGCGAGGGACAAAGGCAAGAGAGAGGAUGAGAUAAAGGAGGAGCAUGGACCUCUCAAGUUGACAAAGGUGCAGCGGAGGGCGAGGAAUCUCGCUCAGGACGAUCAAGGUACCAAAAAGGGACAGAGUUCGCAACAAGUAGCGGCUACCUCGCAAGAGGGGGAAGGCGAGGCAAGACCAAGGGGGCCUCCUUUGAUCGAGCAAGCAUUACAUGGGCAGUGGGUGCCGGGUAACCGAAUGAACUUGUGGUCGGCACACAAUCCUUAUAUGCCCUGGGUGCAAAGCAAUUACAUGGGCCCUUGGAUGAACAUGAUGCCCCGUGGGCCUCCGCCAGUCCAAAUCCAACCCGCCGGAUCGUUGUGGCCACCAAUACAGCAAGCUUCGCAGGACAGUAUGACAGGUGGAAGGGGCCAAAGACAGGCAAUUGGAAGGGGCCGAGGAGAUGGCGGGCGUGGCACUACGGGCCGAGGAGAUGGCGGGCGUGGCACUACGAGCCGAGGAGAUGACGGGCGUGGCACUACGGGCCAUGGAGAUGGUGGACGGGGCAAUAGAGGCCGUGAGAAUGACAGGCAAGGCGCCGAAGGUCGCGGCAGGGGCCAGCGAAACCAUAAGUGGGGUUCAAAGAAGAAAGGGGCAUAUGAUGGUGCCGAAUGAGAUGGUCAUUAGAGUGAGCCAAGUGAUUAAGGGCGCGGAGAGGGUAGAUGAGACGACUAGGGCAGAGAAAG